GUUGAACGCGUGCAGUUCGCAAACACCAAAACAGCAGCAGCAAUGUCGAUUUCUGUUAGUUCUCAAAAUGAAACCUCAAAAUUGGAAAGAUUAGGAGCUCAUUCUCAUAUUAAAGGAAUUGGUUUAAAUGACAAUUUGGAGCCAAAAGAAUCAAGCGAUGGCAUGGUAGGCCAGGUGAAGGCUCGUCGAGCUGCUGGUGUAAUUCUUCGAAUGAUUCAGGCUGGAAAAAUUGCGGGUCGCUCUAUACUCAUGGCUGGACCACCUUCAACUGGUAAGACAGCUAUCGCAAUGGCUAUGUCCCAAACCCUUGGCUCAGAUACUCCAUUUGUCUCGCUUUCUGCUAGUGAGGUAUAUUCCCUUGAAAUGUCAAAGACUGAAGCUUUAUUACAAGCACUCCGGAAAAGUAUUGGUGUUCGCAUUAAAGAAGAAACAGAAAUAAUUGAAGGUGAAGUUGUGGAAAUCCAAAUUGAUCGCUCGAUCACUGGUGGUAAUAAACAAGGUAAACUUACAAUCCGUACUACGGAUAUGGAAACGGUAUAUGAUUUGGGUACAAAAAUGAUUGAUGCUUUGACAAAAGAAAAGGUUUUGGCUGGUGAUGUUGUAACGAUUGACAAGUCCAUGGGUAAAGUCACAAAGUUAGGUCGUUCAUUUACAAGGGCCCGCGACUACGAUGCUAUGGGAGCAGAUACUCGUUUCGUUCAAUGCCCGCAAGGUGAAAUUCAAAAGAGAAAGGAAAUUGUUCAUACUGUUUCCCUUCAUGAUAUUGAUGUCAUAAACUCUCGAACUCAAGGAUUCUUAGCUUUGUUUGCUGGUGAUACCGGUGAGAUCAAACCGGAAGUCCGUGAACAAAUUAACACCAAGGUUAGCGAAUGGAGGGAAGAAGGAAAAGCCGAAAUUUCUCCUGGUGUUUUGUUUGUGGACGAGGUUCAUAUGCUUGACAUUGAGUGCUUCUCAUUUUUUAACCGUGCUCUGGAAGAUGAACUUGCUCCUAUAGUUAUCAUGGCUUCUAAUCGAGGUAUUACUAGAAUUCGUGGCACUAACUACCGCUCGCCUCACGGUAUCCCUGUGGAUUAUUUAGAUAGAAUGCUUAUUAUCUCUACGCAAACUUACUCUCAUGAAGAAGUUAAGGAAAUUUUGCAUAUACGCUGUCAGGAAGAAGACGUUGACAUGGCACCUUCUGCUUUAGAUUAUUUGGCAUCCAUUGGACGUGAAACUAGUCUUCGAUAUGCAUUACUUCUAAUUUCCUCUUCCAACCAGGUUGCGUUGAAACGCAAGAGUGCUACCAUCGAAGAUUCGGAUAUUAAGCGCGUUUAUGACCUUUUCUUGGAUCAAGGAAGAAGCGUGAAGUACUUGGAAGAGUAUGAGAAGAACUAUGUUGCUGAAACCGAAUGGCCUGCCACUGAAGCUGCAGCCAUGCAGGAAGACUAGAUUCGUUAAUGUUUUUUUUUUUUUCUUUUUUUGAAUUUCAUUCAUAUACUAAAGAGGUUGGAGAGUGAUGAAAACUUUAUUUAAUAAAAUAGGCUG
This is a messenger RNA of Schizosaccharomyces octosporus yFS286, 1524 nucleotides long. RefSeq names its product AAA family ATPase Rvb2. Lineage: Eukaryota; Fungi; Ascomycota; Schizosaccharomycetes; Schizosaccharomycetales; Schizosaccharomycetaceae. Gene Ontology annotation, biological process: chromatin remodeling; box C/D snoRNP assembly; regulation of transcription by RNA polymerase II. The record is from RefSeq and is a predicted model, not a curated record. Gene Ontology annotation, molecular function: ATP binding; DNA helicase activity; ATP hydrolysis activity. Bases 43 to 1428 code for a protein of 461 amino acids. Gene Ontology annotation, cellular component: Swr1 complex; R2TP complex; NuA4 histone acetyltransferase complex. The transcript is spliced from 2 exons.